This is a messenger RNA of Penicillium verhagenii, 1914 nucleotides long. Its product is annotated as NCA2 family protein. Gene Ontology annotation, cellular component: mitochondrial outer membrane. Bases 1 to 1914 code for a protein of 637 amino acids. The record is from RefSeq and is a predicted model, not a curated record. Lineage: Eukaryota; Fungi; Ascomycota; Eurotiomycetes; Eurotiales; Aspergillaceae. The transcript is spliced from 4 exons.
AUGUCGAUUGUUCAGGAGAAUGCGUGUAGUCUGAAUAUUCAGCUAGACCGUCUCCAACAAAAAAUAAUCCUUCCCGAACGGUUCGACGCGGUCGAGGCCCCCAGUCACCAUGUUCACCGACUCCAGAAUGUGAUCAAUUCAAUCUCCGUGACCUCAAAGACACAAUCUCUCCUGCCAGCUGCCAAUUUAGUGGAGCUGCUGUCGGAUCCUACUCUCUCACAUCAUCUGCUUCCCGGGGCCCUCGAGGGCAAGCCCGAGAAGUAUGUGCCAGACUAUCUAUGGCUGGUGGCCGCUAAAGCCGCCGUCCAGGCGUCAGGCUUAGUCAUGCACGCUUUACUAGAUCAAACGAUUCAGCUACAAGAGGAGAUCUACUAUUGGGAUGAAGUCCUGGGCUCAGUAUGGUCUAGUGGUCUCUAUGCGGCGCAAACCUCGCCCGCUCGACUAUGGCACUGGUCCCUAGAUAUCUACACUGACCAUAGAUCCCACGGUGAUUUUCAGGUAUCCAUCUCAGAGUCUCUUGCGGCACGGUGGGGACAAUUCUAUCAAGUUGCCCGACAAAGCUUGCGUGGAAUGUCCGAGCACCCGGGCACAUUGAACUGGUCUUUACCCAUUCGGUCUUGCCGAGCGGAGAUUAGACAGAAGAGAGAUCGUCUGAUCGCUCUUAAGGAUGUUCACACAAGCAGCUUGGGACUUCUCAUGGAACAUUGGCAUGCCUUCCAAUCCGAUGACCUCGCCAGUAGCUCGAAUGAACCGGAACAGUGGCAAGAGGCUGUAUCGAAAACAGUGCAUCUCACAGAAGCAAUUCUUCAACAUGUGUUGAAGCAAUCAGACACGGAAGUGUUUGAGCAAUACGUCUUCCAAGCCGUUGAAAAGGACCUGACUAGCGUGCAAGUCCAAAACUAUGGGUCAUCGCCCACUCACCAGCCUGCGGACCUAAUCCAGCGCCUAAUCCUCGUUCUCCGUGAGCGGCUGCCUACUCAUAAAACAUCUAUAACCUCGUCGAUUGGAACCUACGGGCGCCCCUCGAGAAUCAUGCGAUACUGGCUACCUUUGUCAGUGGCAUUACUUUCGAGUAGCAUAUCAUUGAAGGUCUUGAUUCGUCGCCAGGACGAGAUAAUCGACUGGAUUAGAAACAUCGGCUCCACCAUUAUUGACUUCGGAGGAAAUUGGGUGAUUCGUCCGGUUCAUAAGCUCAUCGGAACUAUUAGACAUGAUGACAAAAGUGAGAUUGCCAUCAUGAGUAAGAACAGUUUGAUGGCUGAUCGCGCCAGCUUGGAGCGGAUGGUCAUUGAUUUUGUCCGCGAUCGGCCAGACCCAAGUCAAGGCAAGCCGACCGCAGAGAGCACGGCGGCCAUCGCGAACGCAGUCAAGGAAGGAGACCUGACGCCAGUUUUGAAGGCAUACGAAAGGGAUCUGCGGGCACCAUUCAGUGGAACCGUUCGAGGUGACCUGGUUCGUGCUCUUCUGAUCCAGAUCCAGAAGACCAAGGUCGAUGUGGAAAUUGCAAUCAGCGGAAUUAACGCCUUGCUAAAGAGUCAAGAACUUGUCUUUGGAUUUAUUGGUCUCACUCCAGGGAUUCUAGUCUCUUACACCUCCCUGCAGUGGGUGGCAGGACUCUUCAGUAACCGACGAGGCCUACGACAAGGCAAGAAGCGGUAUCAGCUGAGACGAGGACUACGGAAUGUGACACGAAUCCUGACAUCUGCUUCCGUGACCAACGAAGUGAUUUCCUACAAGGACUCGGGACGACUGAUCUGUGAAGCCGAGGCAUUACUCCAGCAUGUCAAGACCGUGCUUGGAGGUUUGGAAUAUCGGGAAUUCCGAGAGGACGUUGAAGAUCUCUUGGAUAUUCAAGGGGGAGUCACCAAGCAGCUCCGGGUGGUGGAGAGGAUCCGAUGGACCUAUUUCAACUAG